This is a messenger RNA of Chlorella variabilis, 3108 nucleotides long. RefSeq lists its product as hypothetical. The transcript is spliced from 27 exons. The coding region runs from base 1 to 3108 and encodes 1035 amino acids. The record is from RefSeq and is a predicted model, not a curated record. Gene Ontology annotation, biological process: glycyl-tRNA aminoacylation. Gene Ontology annotation, cellular component: chloroplast stroma; mitochondrion; cytoplasm. NCBI's taxonomy places the organism in Eukaryota, Viridiplantae, Chlorophyta, Trebouxiophyceae, Chlorellales, Chlorellaceae. Gene Ontology annotation, molecular function: glycine-tRNA ligase activity; ATP binding.
AUGCGUCUCAGCGGGCUGGCGCUGCCGCGAGCCACAGCCGUGGAGGCCCCCACCGCAUCCACUCCAGCUAGUAACGGCGGGCCCCGGGCGCCAGCGGGGGUGCCCACCUUCCAGGAGGCCAUCUCCCGCCUGCAGCAGUACUGGGCGGGCGUCGGCUGCGCGCUCUGGCUGCCCCACAACACCGAGGUGGGUGCUGGCACCAUGAAUCCGGCCACCUUCCUGCGGGUGCUGGGCCCGGAGCCCUGGAGCGUGGCAUAUGCCGAGCCGUCUGUGCGCCCAGACGACUCCCGCUACGGCGACAACCCCAACCGCGUGCAGCGGCACACGCAGUUCCAGGUCAUCCUCAAGCCCGACCCCGGCAACCCGCAGGAGCUGUACCUGGGCUCGCUGGCGGCGCUGGGCGUGGACACGCGCGCCCACGACGUGCGCUUCGUGGAGGACAACUGGGAGAGCCCCGUGCUGGGGGCCUGGGGGCUGGGCUGGGAGGGCGCGAAGCACUUCAAGGACAUCCAGUACAGCCAGGGCGUGAGCUACGGAGAGAUGUUCCUGCAGAGCGAGUACGAGAUGAGCGUCUAUAAUCUGGAUGAGGCAGAUGUGGAGGGGCAGCGCCAGCGGUUUGAGCUGUACGAUCAGGAGGCGCGGCGCAUGCUGGCCAAGCGCCUGCCUGUGCCCGCCUACGACCACCUGCUCAAGCUCAGCCACACCUUCAACCUUCUGGAUGCGCGGGGGGCGGUGGGCGUGACGGAGCGCGCCAACUGCUUUGCCACCAUGCGGUCGCUGGCAAGGGAGGUCACGGGGCUGUGGCUGGCGCGGCGCGAGGAGCAGGGAUACCCGCUGGGCGUGGUACCGCCGCCGGAGGAGCCGCCUGCGCAGGCGGCGGCGCCUGCGGUCGACGUCCCCGCCACCUUUGUGCUGGAGGUGGGCAGCGAGGAGCUGCCUCCCGACGAUGUGGUGUCGGCCCUGCAGCAGCUCAAGGACCGCGUGCCGGCGCUGCUGGACCGCCUGCGCCUAGGCCACGGCGGCGUGACCGUGGAGGGCACGCCGCGCCGCCUGGCGGUGCUGGUGCACGAGCUGGCGGCCCGGCAGAGCAACAGCUCGGAGCGGGUGCGCGGCCCGCCGGCAAAAGUGGCGUACGAUGCGGCGGGCACGCCCAGCCCCGCCCUCCUGGGGUUCUGCAAAAAGAACGGCGUGACAGUGGAGGACUGUUUUGCUGAGGUCGAUGGCAAGGGGGUGGAGUAUGUGUGGGCGGAGGUGAAGCAAAUGGGGCGGCCCGCGGCAGAGGUGCUCUUGGAGGAGCUCCCAGCUCUGCUGGCCAGCCUGAGCUUCAAGAAGAGCAUGCGGUGGCGGUCAGACACAGCCUACUCGCGGCCGCUGCGGUGGCUGCUGGCGCUCCACGGCGAGGCGGCGGUGCCCUUCACCUAUGCCUGCCUGCAGGCCGGUGCCACCACGCGCCUGCUGCGCAACGCCGACCAGCCGGAGCAGCAAGUGGCGUCGGCGGAUGCUUACCUGUCAGUCCUGCAGCAGGGGCGCAUCAGCCUGGGCUUGGAGGCGCGCAAGGAGAGCAUCUGGCAGGCGGUGACGGCGGCGGCGGAGGGCGUGGGGGGGGUGGUCCCUGACGGCACGCGGGGAGACCUGCUGGAGGAGGUGGCCAACCUGGUGGAAAGUCCAACGGUGCUGCUGGGCGCCUUUGACGCCGCCUUCCUGGUGCUGCCCAGGGAGGUGCUGGUGCUGGUGAUGCGCAAGCACCAGCGAUACUUUCCAGUCUACAAGCACCAGUCGGACGAGCUGCUGCCUUACUUUGUGACCGUGGCGAAUGGGGAGGUGGACGUUCCUACGGUGCAGGCGGGCAACGAGGCGGUGCUGCGGGCUCGCUUUGAGGAUGCCCAGUUCUUCUACAACAACGACCUGGCCACGCCGCUGGCGGACGCGCGGCCCCGCCUGGCCGGCACCAUGUUCCAGAAAGACCUGGGGUCCCUGCUGGACAAGAGCGCCCGGGUGGAGCAGCUGGUGCCCGCGCUGGGCGCCGCCGCGGGGCUGCAAGAUGCGGUGCCGGUGGCGGUGCAGGCGGCGCACCUGUGCAAGGCCGACCUCGCCACCAGCAUGGUGACCGAAAUGACGGCCCUGGCCGGCACCAUGGGCCGCCACUACGCCCUGAAAGAGGGCCUGCCUGCAGGCGAGCCCGGAGGGCGGGGGGGGUGGCUGCCGCCUGGGGCUGGGGCUGGGCUGAGGCCUGGGCCCGAGCCGGGCAGCGCCGCCGCCGCGAACGUGGCAGAGGCGAUCUUCGAGAGCGUGCUGCCCCGCAGCGCGGGCGACCGACUGCCGCAGACCCCCGCGGGCCUGCUGGUUUCGGUGGCGGACAAGCUGGACAGCCUGGUGGGCCUGUUUGCAGCGGGCUGCGCCCCCACCGCCACCGCAGACCCCUACGGCCUGCGCCGUGCGGCAGUGGGGCUGCUGCAGGCGCUCCUGGCCGGCGGCACGCGGCUGGACCUGGGUACGGCGGUGGCGGCUGCGGCGGCGGUGCAGCCCUGCGCCGUCACCCCGCAUAGCCAGGCGGCGGUGGUCGAGUUUGUGGAGCGGCGGCUGGAGCAGCUGCUGUCGGAUGCGGGGGUGCAGGUGCAGAUAGAGGCGGUGCGUGCGGCGCUGCGGGAGCGCGGGCGCGACGCGGCGCUGGCCGCCCGCACGGCGCGGGAGAUUCGGGUGGGCAUGCCGGGCGCCGGCGCCGGCGCCGGGCCUGCGGACGAGAUGGCGGCUGGCGAGGCGGGGCGGCUGCACCAGGUCAUGGCGGCGCUCGCCCGCCCCGUGCGCCUCACCCGCGGCAAGCAGAUCGACGCAGGCUGGACGGUUCAGGAGGAGCUGUUUGAGCAGGAGGAGGAGCGGGCGCUGCAUGCCGCGUACCGCCAGGCAGCCGCGCAGGUCACGCCCGACAUGCCGGUGCCCGCCUUUCUGGCGGCCGCCGAGCCGCUGAUCGCGCCGCUGGACGCCUUCUUCGACAAGGUGUUUGUGAUGUGCGAGGAGCAGGCUGUGCGCCAGAACCGGCUGGCGCUGCUGCGGGAUGUGGCGGCGCUGCCAGCUGGCAUCCUGGACCUGGCUGAACUGCCCGGCUUCUGA